UUGUAUUUCAAGAAUCAAGUAGUCGAAGUAAUUAUUUGUUUUUUCAUCAAAUCAUAGUUAUGGUAGUCAAAAUAAACAAUUAUAAAAAUUUCCAAAAGCUAGUACAAAAUAAACAGUGCUAGAAAUAUUUUUCCACUAAAAAAGUGAGAUUAUAAAUACAAAAUAAUUAAUAAUGUCGUUGACACCAUUAAUUUUGAAUGAAUUAUUAAACGAUGACGUAUGGAGUCGACCAUCACGAUUGUUGGGCCAACAUUUUGGGCUAGGUCUAAGCGCCGAUGAUUUAUUAGAACCAUUAGCAACGAUACCAUUACGACGUUACUAUCGUCCAUGGCGUUCCGCAAUUGGAAAAUCAGAUCUUGGAUCAACUGUUGUUGCCGACAAAAAUAAGUAUUGUGUAUCUUUAGAUGUUCAACAAUUUGCUCCAAAUGAAAUUACAGUAAAAGUAAUUGAUGACAGUAUUGUGGUAGAAGGGAAACAUGAAGAAAAAAGAGAUGAACAUGGUUUUAUAUCUAGACAAUUUACUCGUCGUUAUGUUUUACCUGCUGGGCAUGACAUUGAUAAUGUAACAUCAAGUUUAUCGUCGGAUGGUAUAUUAACAAUUUUUGCACCUAAGUUUGCUGCUGGCGAAAAUCCAACUGAACGUAUUAUACCAAUCACUCAAACUGGACCUGUGAAAAAAUCUGAGACAACCGAAAAACAAGAACAAACAGCUGAGAACAAAUAAAAACAUUUUAUCAAGUAAAAAUAUACUAAAUAUUUUACAAAAAUGUAACCACCAUUGGCCAUUGUAUUUUACAUUGAGGGGUGCCUAUAUUGAUUUAAUUUUAAUAACUAUCAGAAAAAUCAU
Molecule: messenger RNA, 847 nt
Organism: Chrysoperla carnea
Lineage: Eukaryota; Metazoa; Arthropoda; Insecta; Neuroptera; Chrysopidae
Product: protein lethal(2)essential for life-like
Exons: 1
Coding region: 173-724 (183 amino acids)
Biological process (GO): protein refolding; response to heat
Molecular function (GO): protein folding chaperone
Source: RefSeq, a predicted model, not a curated record